Vicugna pacos (alpaca) is the source of this 972-nucleotide messenger RNA. RefSeq names its product olfactory receptor family 10 subfamily V member 1 (gene OR10V1). Gene Ontology annotation, biological process: G protein-coupled receptor signaling pathway. Gene Ontology annotation, molecular function: olfactory receptor activity; G protein-coupled receptor activity. NCBI's taxonomy places the organism in Eukaryota, Metazoa, Chordata, Mammalia, Artiodactyla, Camelidae. The record is from RefSeq and is a predicted model, not a curated record. Gene Ontology annotation, cellular component: membrane.
AUGGAAGAAACAAAUAAAACUGCAAGGAUACAGUUCUUUUUUCGUCCCUUCUCAGCGGACCCUAAGGUGCAGGUGGUGAUUUUUGUGGCCUUCCUGGCGAUGUACCUGGCCAGCAUCAGUGGAAACGCCAUCAUUGCACUGACUGUCCAGAUCAACCACUCCCUCCGCACCCCCAUGUACUUCUUCCUGGCUAACUUGGCAUUUCUGGAAAUCUCCUAUACCUCUUCCAUCGCCCCGUUGGCCUUGGCAAACCUCCUUUCAAUGGGCAAAACUCCUGUUUCCAUCACCGGAUGUGGUACCCAAAUGUUUUUCUUUGUCUUCUUGGGCGGGGCUGAUUGUGUCCUGCUCGCAGUCAUGGCUUACGACCGGUUUGUAGCAAUCUGUUACCCACUACGAUACACCCUCAUCAUGAGCUGGCCCUUGUGUGUGGGGCUGGUGGUGGGGUCCCUGGUGCUGGGGUUCCUGCUGUCGCUACCGCUGACUGUUUUAAUCUUCCGUCUCCCGUUCUGCAACAACAACGAAAUCUACCACUUCUACUGUGACAUGCCUGCAGUCAUGCGCCUGGCUUGUGCAGACACGCGCGUUCACCAGACCGCCCUGUGUAUCAUCAGCUUCACCGUCCUAAGCCUCCCCCUCUCACUGAUCUCCGUCUCCUACGUCUUCAUCAUGGCGGCUGUUUUACAGAUCCGGUCAGCAGGAGGGCGCCACCGAGCCCUCUCCACCUGCUCCUCUCACAUCUUCGUGGUCCUCCUGCAGUAUGGCUGCACCAGUUUUAUAUACUUGUCCCCUAGCUCCAGCUACUCUCCUGAGAUGGGCCAGGUGGUGUCUGUGGUCUACACUUUUAUCACUCCCGUUUUAAACCCUUUGAUCUACAGUAUGAGGAACAAGGAAUUGAAAGAUGCCCUCAGGAAGGCGCUGAGAAAGUUCUUUGUAGGAUGGUUCUAUGACUUAUUUAAAUCAGGACACAUGUGA